Aplysia californica (California sea hare) is the source of this 1273-nucleotide messenger RNA. RefSeq names its product cysteine-rich DPF motif domain-containing protein 1. The record is from RefSeq and is a predicted model, not a curated record. The transcript has 4 exons. Lineage: Eukaryota; Metazoa; Mollusca; Gastropoda; Aplysiida; Aplysiidae. Bases 218 to 571 code for a protein of 117 amino acids.
UCUCCACACUUCACACUCCACUGUGACUGUGACUCCAGUAGGCCUACUCCACUCCGCUCCCCCCACGCCAUCGCCCCAUUCGCCAGCCAAACCAUAAUAGCGGGCCUACAGCUCGAGUGCUUAGGUGAAAUAAUCCCAUGUAUAGGGCCUACUUUACUUGACGCGAUUCUGAUUUAACCACCAGUGUAAGUUGUUGAUAUUCUCAGCUUCGGACAAGAUGGCCACCUCCUCCCGAAAGAAAGACCCGUCUACAAAGCCUGCGCUUCCAUUCUCCUGCUCAUAUUGUGAUUUUGCUGUUGACUACCAUUACAAAGGCAGGAAACCACCAUUUGCGAAGAAUAUUUUAAUGCUAGAGGACUGUUAUGUGAUGAAGGAUCCUUUUUCUACCUCUGGAGGCUUCAUAAGUGUAGGAGGAAUGUGUUCACUUUGUGCUCGAAAUGUUUGCAUGGCAAAUACUUGCAGUUUAUUCUACACUCAACGUUUUUGUUUGAACUGUGUUGCCGAUAGACUGGAAGAGUUUCCUCAAGAGAUUCAACAGGAAGUGUCACAGCGUCUGAAAGAAAGGGGAUGAAGGCCUAAUGAAAAGUUGGUUCAAGUCUUUUCUUCAGCAUUAUAACAUCUGCUUCCCACAGAGUUUCUCCGAGGACACAGUGGGAGACGUCGUUCCUGUACCCUGCUCCGUCACCAGUGAUGUGUGAUUUUAGGACUUGGCAAAGUAGAGGCUCGUGGUUUCAUCUGUCAGGAGAUAGUGAAUACAUCUCAACAGAUGCUGAGCCAAUUCUAGUGUAAAAACCCUACAUAUGACCGAAGCAUUGCUAGACUGGCGUUGUUGUAUAGCAUGACAUUUGCCUGAUCAGAAAAAGUGUUGCUUUAUAAAAGGAAGAGUGAUUGUUUAUUCAAACAUUUUAACCUCUUCUCUACUGGCCUUAUAUUUCACCUAUAUGCGGAGGAAUUUUCAUGUAGGAAAAUAUCCAUAUCUCAGCUAUGUAUGAACAUUUUGCUUUAAAAUUUUGAACAGAGAAAGCGAAUAUGAUAUACUUAGAUAAUAUAGUUACUUGUUAGCUGUCUGAAAUUUUUGGGAUCCAAAAAAUUCAAACAUACAAAAUUUAGUAAAAAUUAGGACAUGCUGAAAAUAUAUGAGGGGACGCAUCACAAAACGCCUUAAGGGGGAGGGGUACUUUAUAACCUAUCUCGGUAACUAUGAAAGUUCAGGUAAAGCCUUUUGGCAAGGAGGUUAAACAGGAAAACAUCUCUAAAAAGCAACGUUACAUAA